This is a messenger RNA of Microdochium trichocladiopsis, 1476 nucleotides long. Its product is annotated as thioesterase-like superfamily-domain-containing protein. The coding region runs from base 374 to 1384 and encodes 336 amino acids. Gene Ontology annotation, cellular component: peroxisomal matrix. The record is from RefSeq and is a predicted model, not a curated record. The transcript has a single exon. Gene Ontology annotation, biological process: acyl-CoA metabolic process; fatty acid catabolic process. NCBI's taxonomy places the organism in Eukaryota, Fungi, Ascomycota, Sordariomycetes, Xylariales, Microdochiaceae. Gene Ontology annotation, molecular function: fatty acyl-CoA hydrolase activity.
GCUGCCUCGGCAUGCCGUCUGGGCGUAGCACCACCGCAAUCCAGUCUGCUAGGUGUGUUGUCGACCAACAGCGAUUGCAGGUUACCGGCGCCAUGGCCCGAGUGGGAUGCGGCCUCUUUCCGCGCUACGCUGGAGACUUGCAGUACCUAGUAGAGUCCCAAAGACCCCGAAAUGGGCGACGAGGCCACAGCCCUCGAUCGAGCAACCACCCUGAGCAAGGUGCUUGCUUUUUACGUCCUGAUUCUCGACUUGACCUGACACCCGCGUUCAUCUCAGCAGCUGCUGGAUCUGCCUUUCCUCAUACCUUCCAGUAUUCAAUCAAACUGUGCAACAACCCCAGGCCACACCACGGACCGUACCAGUCAUUGCCAUCAUGGUGAACCAGAACCCCGCCCAGUCCAUCAUCGAGCAGAACGCCGUCGAGGAGAUCGCCCCCGGCCAUUUCCAGACCAGAUGGCUGCCGGGACACAUGGGCAACGCCUCCCUCAUCGCCUACGGCGGCUGCGCGCUGGGCGCCGGCACCCGCGCCGCCUACGAGACCGUGCCAGACACCCACUUCAUCUACUCUCUCGUGGGCCACUACCACGGCCCGGCCUCCAUCUCGCAGCCCCUCGAGAUGUUCGUCACGCGCACGCGCGACACCAAGACCUUCGCCACCCGGCGCGUCGAGCUCAGGCAGCUCCAGGCCGACGGCAAGACGAAGCGCACCGUCAUGGAGAUGCUCGUCGACUUCCACAUUGACGAGCCCGCCGCGCUCGAGUUCUCGGCGCAGCCCACGAGGAGCUACGCGCGGUGGGACGCCGUGCCCAAGGACAUCAAUGCCUACGGGGACGACAAGAGCGCGGCGGCUGCGAACAAGAUGUUUGGCCUGAACAAGCGCUACUUCGAGACCCGGCACUGUCCCGAGGGCGUCGCGGGCCAGAACCUGCACGGCAUGCUCAAGCACCGCAGUCACAACCAGGACCACCUGCCCCUGGGCCAGCGGAGCUCGGCGGAGUGGUCAAAGGCCAAGCACGACCUGUCCGACAGCAAAGACACUAAUGGCAAUCGGAUCUCACGCAGAGGAGACAGGGCGGCUGCCGUGUCGUUCCUGAUGGACGGCGGCUUGUCGUUCCUGCCGCUCACCCAUAACCAUAUGUGGAUGGAGGACACCGGGGCCUGCUCGUCGCUGGAUUUUGCGCUGCGGUUCAUGGUGCCCGACAUUGAUCUGGGCAAGGAGUGGCAUCUGCGGGAGCGAACGACCAUCUCGGGUGCCAAGGGCCGGACUUAUUCGGAGGCGAGGCUGUGGGACGAGAAGGGGGAGCUGGUCGCUUCAAUGACGCAGUCGUCUAUCUUGCGGCCACCAAAGCCAGCGCCAAAGGACAAGAAGGGAUCCAUGUUGUGAUGGGUGGGACAAACAAGGGAGGCGAUGCACAUAUCUUACCAAGAACCUGGGGAAUAUAACAAGCUCAAGAGUACAACAGUGUCAUUCCGAGG